Molecule: messenger RNA, 246 nt
Organism: Cotesia congregata
Lineage: Eukaryota; Metazoa; Arthropoda; Insecta; Hymenoptera; Braconidae
Source: the annotation of a GenBank genome assembly
AUGGGCUCCUGGUCGACGGCUGGGGGGAGGUGUUGUAACAGGCUGCUUUUAGCGCCACUUGUUAAGACUAAUUGUAAUUGUAAGAAUGGUGCUAUGACCGGUCACGAACCCGCGAAGAGAGACCAACGAGGAUUAUCGACGUGGAUUAUCUGCAAGAUCAUCGACGACGGGCGGAUGGCUGCCUCGAGAACAAGCUGGAACGACGGACUUAUUGGAACUCGAAGUGAGCGAUCGACGCAUGCGUGA